Centruroides sculpturatus (bark scorpion) is the source of this 504-nucleotide messenger RNA. RefSeq names its product calmodulin-like. NCBI's taxonomy places the organism in Eukaryota, Metazoa, Arthropoda, Arachnida, Scorpiones, Buthidae. Gene Ontology annotation, molecular function: calcium ion binding. The transcript has a single exon. The record is from RefSeq and is a predicted model, not a curated record. Bases 1 to 504 code for a protein of 167 amino acids.
AUGGCCGAAAAGAAGAUGCGCCAAGAACUGGAAAAAGAUAAGGUCGAAGAAUUCAAAAAUGAUAAUAUUAAAGAGGUAUUUUCCAUAUUUAACAGCGAUGACGAUUGUUUAUCGGGUAACAAUUUAAGAAAAGUCAUGAAAAUGGGCGAUGUGGAUCUUAGCGAGAAGGAAAUUCGAGAUAUCAUCAAGGCGGUCGAUCCGUGCGGCAAAGGAAAUAUCAAUUAUGCCAAGUUGAUAUCCAUGUUAGCUACAAAAAUGAGAAAAUCAGAUGUUUUCAACGAUGCCGAUAACGUGAUAGUUGAAGCAUUCAAGGUUUUCGAUAAGGAUAACAAAGGCAUCGUUAAAGUAUCCGAUUUACUUCACUCUGUUUCGGGUCUGGAGCCGAAAUUCAAGAUGUAUAUGGAAGAAUUGGUACUGAAUGCCGAUCCUAAGAAAACGGGACAGUUUAACUAUCACGAAUUUAUCCAAAAAAUGCAAGGAAAAUGGAAGAAUUAUUUAAUUUAG